Molecule: messenger RNA, 1280 nt
Organism: Pyrenophora tritici-repentis Pt-1C-BFP
Lineage: Eukaryota; Fungi; Ascomycota; Dothideomycetes; Pleosporales; Pleosporaceae
Source: RefSeq, a predicted model, not a curated record
AUGUCCUUCGACGGCCCGCCAGUCGCUACUACUGACUUCCUUGAGCAUUCGCUCAUGUUUCAUGACACACUGCUAUCUUCUCAGAUUCUAGCAGAAGACGGACCUGAGAGAACAGUCAGUUCUUCUUCGUUCUUGACUACAUCUUUCGGGACGACUGUAUCUGAGUUGAGUAGCCCUAGUAAAGUCAAUGAGCACAACUUGAUCCUUCAAGUUCCAUCUAAUAUGGCUAUAACAUCACUUGGAUCUUUACCCAGCGCAGCGCGUCUAUUAGGAAUGUAUCCUCAAACGCCAACACCAAAUUUCGUCUGCGUUUUAACUGCGAAUCCCGAACAGCGAGAAGUCUUCGUCAGGAAAGGCGAAUACAAAAUGAACCUCUGGGAAAUUGUCGUCGCGGAUGAUACGCAUACAGGCUUCAAAGUUACUUUCUGGCUACGCCCACCUUCAGAGUUAAACAAUAAGAGAGAUCAUGCACAACAAACGCUCCUUGAAACUCUACGGGGUAUCAAAGUCGGUGACAUCCUUCUCCUGCGCAACGUCGCGCUCAGGCCGUUCCGUAACGAGGUGUUUGGACAAUCUUUACAUCAAAACAUUACACGCGCUCGAACAACCAUUGAUGUCUUGAUGCGCAGCAGUGGCGCGUCGGUUGCUCAGCUUGAUGGACUACCUGCGUUUGCAACUGAGAAGUUCAUGAGAGUCAAGAGAUUUGCAAGGAUGCAUAUUGCAUCCGAUGCUGCCGGCUCAAAAAAGAGGAAGAUGGACAUCCCACAAAAAGACACGUUUGUGAAGCGGCGUAUAUCAGGUCAUGAUCUCGACGAUUCCAUGCCGCCAGACACGAUGGAAUCUGUUUAAAAAGUCGCGCCUUCAGUCUGGCAUAAGAUCAGUUUGAAAAGAAGUCCGAGUAUAGAGAUGUACCGAUAGGCUCCAGGACGAUUCACGGCUUCCCAGUUCCCUGCAGUAUAUCGAUAACCCCAGUGGAUACCAAUCAGCACGUGUUGAUAAUGCCAGUAUCGUCCGUCAUCCUACACAGCCAUAUCGGACUCUCUUUGGGUCCGAAGUGCGCCUGAAUUUCGGCUGCUUGUUAAUCUGCUCCUCGGGAGUGUCGCACCAUUGCGAGGUGGCCUGUGCGGCGGCACUGCCAUCUCGGACGCUGAACACUACCUUUUUCUCCAAGUGCUACAUCGACGACUAGUAUGUGCACUUUUUGGGUUAUCUUUGUAAAGUCACUCAUGAUCGCACCACAAAUUCGUGACUUCCAACACUCUAUCAAUUUCGGUUGUGUC